Molecule: messenger RNA, 1576 nt
Organism: Nicotiana tabacum (common tobacco)
Lineage: Eukaryota; Viridiplantae; Streptophyta; Magnoliopsida; Solanales; Solanaceae
Biological process (GO): nuclear-transcribed mRNA catabolic process, nonsense-mediated decay
Source: RefSeq, a predicted model, not a curated record
AAAAGUGGGAGCUUUAUGCUUUGCACUCAUUUUACUAUUCCAACCGCUGUGACAGAGCCGAAAUCGGAGAGAAGCGAUGGCGGGCAGUGGUGGAAACCCUAGUUCGGGCGAGAAGUCUCAUCAAGCUCCAAAAAUCCUAUUAGCGAAGCCUGGACUUGUUAGCGCCGGCAAAUUCAACCGCGGCGGCCCUGACGACCCUGAUUCUAAUGCUCACCGCCCACGCUUUGGUUCUCUUAAUCUUCUCUCUGAUACCUGGGAUUUCCACAGUGAUCGUUUUCUCCCGUUUCUAACGGAUAAUACGGACUUUACAGUGGUGGGUGUGAUUGGUCCUCCAGGGGUUGGGAAGUCCACUAUAAUGAACGAAAUAUAUGGUUUUGAUGCUACCUCCCCUGGAGUGCUUCCUCCCUUUGCUAUAGAAACAGAAGAAACAAGGGCUCUGUCGAAACAUUGUACAGUUGGCAUUGAACCGCGGGUUUCUGCUGAACGGAUUAUACUGCUUGAUACUCAGCCUGUUUUUAGCCCUUCGGUUUUGGCUGAAAUGAUUAGACCAGAUGGCUCAUCCAUCGUACCCAUUAUAAGCGGCGAAUCUUUAUCAGCUGAGCUAGCUCAUGAACUGAUGAGCAUCCAGCUUGGUGUUCUGCUUGCAUCCAUUUGUCACAUCAUAUUAGUGGUAUCAGAAGGAGUCCAUGAUGCUAGCAUGUGGCGACUCAUGUCAACGGUUGAUUUGCUAAAACAUGGCAUACCUGAUCCAUCAUCUUUAACCCUUUCCCAUCCUCAAAGCUCUGAGAAAGAAAGCAGAGAGAAAAUUCUGGACAGUGGAGAAGAGUACAUGGCUGAUCCAGUUUUUGUGCAUACAAAACUACCCACUGAAGAUCUAACACCAUGUAACGUUGUUCAAUUGAAGAAGGCACUCACACAAAUCUUUUGCUCUUUAUCUAUUCUGAGAUCAAAAAACCACACAACUGCCAAAGAGAGUCAUGUUUCUGCUGUUCCUCUCAACUCACAUAGUGCUGAUCGAGAAUCUGAAUAUUUGAAAUUAUUUCUACUGCCAUCUAGAAAUAAAGAUGAAUCCUUGAAGCCACAGUAUGAAAGCCACAUUUCAGCAUUAUGGAAUUUGCGGGAUCAGGUUUUGUCAAUGAGAGGUCCAUCUUUCUCAAGGACUGUGUCCGAGCGUGAUUGGCUGAAAAAUUCUGCCAAGAUAUGGGAAAUUGUUAAGAAUUCUCCCAUUAUGAUGGACUACUGUAGAACUCUUCAAAGUUCAGGCAUGGUUAGGAGGUAACAGCUAUUAAUCUUCCUAUGUUCAUCUAGGUUGAUGGACGGUCUUUUUGUAUUUUUUUUUUCCCUCGAGACUUUUGCGUACUCUUUUUUUCGAAUCGUCUUUCCUUCUGCUUUAUUUGGUGUAACUUUCUGUGAAACAAAGAGAAGUGAACCUUCUGAGUUGAUUGAAUAACGAUCUACAAGAAGAGCUUUAUAUAGGAGCCUUAGGUUACUUACAAAGUUACAAUAUUGUAAGUGGUUAUUCUCUACUUCUAACAAGUUAAGCAUUCUAUCACUAUAUACUAAUUAUCUUUUGGCA